AUGGAGCAGCAACAUGGUACAAAUUUGAAUGAAAUCAGAAACGUGAAAACUCCAUUUAAUCCUUUGGAGCACGAGGAAAUGUCCCAAUUGCUUAGAAAGCAAUUGGGACCAGAAUAUAUCUCCCGUCGAAGUGGGCCUGGCGGCUCAUCCGUAACUUAUCUAGAAGCAUGGAAAGCAAUUGAGCUUGCCAAUGAAAUCUUUGGGUUCAAUGGAUGGUCUUCUUCUGUUCAAAGCAUUCAUGUGGAUUAUGUUGAUGAAUCAAAAGAAACAAAAAAGUACAGUAUCGGCCUGAGUGUAAUUGUUCGCGUAACACUGAAGGAUGGAGCAUUUCAUGAAGACGUUGGAUAUGGAUCCAUAGACAAUUGUCGAGCAAAAGCGCUAGCUUUUGAAAAAUGUAAAAAGGAGGGCACCACGGAUGGAUUGAAACGUGCGCUAAGAAACUUUGGCAGUAGUAUGGGGAAUUGUCUUUAUGAUAAAACUUAUAUUCAGAAGAUAUCUAGGAUGGCAGCACCCAAGAGUGAGUUUAAUUAUUCAAAUCUUUUACAAAGAAACAGACCUCGUCGGAGGACAUCGUCUUUAAGGCCACUGUCAGAAAAUCAAAGAGCAGCAAAUGAAACAAAACAGCCUAUCAAAACUGAACAGAUUUCUGAAGGAAACUCAAACCAUCGCUUAAACAACAUGAAACGUGGAAUGAAAGAAGUGUCCGAAUCGAAAGGCAGUGAUUACUCGGGUUUACCAAACACGAGGUUGUCUCCUGAAAUAGCCCAUUCCGAAACGGAUCUGUACGCUGAUGAAGAGCUCGAUACAUUUCUUAUGCAUAAUGACCGUCCACUAGUGCCCGAAUCACCUCGAGUAGACGAUUUCGAGGAAAUGCUAGAUGAAUUGGAAGAAUCAGAUGACCCAUUGCCGCCUCAACAAGUUGUAGAUUCAUCAUUAAGUAAUGCUUCCAACAAGCCCGAUGAUAAUAUCCCUGUACAGUUCAUGAAUGCUCGAGCAGCUUUAGCAGGCGAAAGUUUAAACAAAAAUCAUAGUUUUCAAGUGCACACGACAGCUACCUCUAUUCCAAAAUCAAGUGGAAUUGAUCAUAGUCGAUCCAUGCCUACUCGUAGGCCCUUUACUCAUAAAAUAUAA
Molecule: messenger RNA, 1131 nt
Organism: Schizosaccharomyces osmophilus
Lineage: Eukaryota; Fungi; Ascomycota; Schizosaccharomycetes; Schizosaccharomycetales; Schizosaccharomycetaceae
Gene: rti1
Product: Rad22-like protein Rti1
Exons: 6
Coding region: 1-1131 (376 amino acids)
Biological process (GO): DNA recombinase assembly; double-strand break repair via single-strand annealing; mitotic recombination
Cellular component (GO): nucleus
Source: RefSeq, a predicted model, not a curated record